Molecule: messenger RNA, 3214 nt
Organism: Betta splendens (Siamese fighting fish)
Lineage: Eukaryota; Metazoa; Chordata; Actinopteri; Anabantiformes; Osphronemidae
Gene: ccdc69
Product: coiled-coil domain containing 69
Exons: 9
Coding region: 147-1055 (302 amino acids)
Cellular component (GO): cytoplasm; nucleus
Molecular function (GO): microtubule binding
Source: RefSeq, a predicted model, not a curated record
GUGGCAGCCGACCGUAGCGGUGCGUUCGUGUUUUUUUAAAAGUUGACAACAGAGGGAAGAAGAAGAAAAGAAGAAGAAGCGGCGGCAGACGACGAGCAGCAGCAGCAGAAGGUUCGGAGGUUCUGUGCGGCUUCACCGGAGGAGGAAUGGGCUGUAGUCAUAGCAAGAAGAAAAGCAAAGGCAAGAAGGCAGAGAAGUCACAAAAAGAGAAGAGUCUGCGAGAUGAAGGUAAACGCACGUCGGGGGAGCCGGACGUCUGCCUGGAGAAGCAGGUGGAGCGGUUCGAGUGGCAGCUGAGGAUUCUGAGGGAGGUGCUGUCGGCCGAUGGGAACGCGGAGAGGGCGGCGCUCCUGCGAGAACACGCAGACGAGGACGUGUGCGCCCUGGUCCUGAGCAUCCUGGACAAGGUGAAAACGGAGACGACGGCCGACUUAAACGUCCUUUAUGAACAGAAGAAUAAAACUGUAUCUGAAGAGCACGAGAGACUCCUCGAAGAUGUGCAGAGAAAACACGAACAAGAAAAAAAUCAACUGACAGAAACAUUUGAGGCUGCAGAGAAAAGCCUGAAGGGGGAAGUGGAGCAACAAGCUGCAGAGCUGCAGGUUUACAACGAGCUGAGGAGAAGAGUUGAGGCGUCAACAUUUAAGAAAGACCUGCAGAGGAACAUACAGGCCCAUGGCACCCCAGGUGCAUUCUGGGAGUCGGAGCAGGAGUCCCUGCUGUUUGUCAUCGAGAUGAAGAGCGAGCGUGUGCAGGAGCAGAGCAGGAGGCUGCAGCAGAUGGAGGCUCUGGUGGAGAAGAAUCUGGCUUUGGAGGAUCAGAUCAUCCACGUCCUGCAGCAGAACGAGGACCUGAGAGUCCGGAUAGACAACUGCCAAACUCUCAUCCAGCAGUUGUCUAGAGACCAGCGGGACCUGAAGGUGGCGCUGGAAAGGCAGGUGACUGUAAACCACACGCUUUCUCAGGAAAAAGAGCAGCUCAUGUUCAAGCUGCGACGCAGAGACUCGUGCUCGAGCCUCCACCUGCCCCCCGUGGUUCCAGAGAUCACGCCCUGAGGACUGUCUGGGUCUCUGUUCAGCAGCUGGUGCCGUGUUCAGGUCGGGAGGCUUCAACAGGACUGUUCCUCACCAGCUGACACAGGCUCGAAGACCUGGACACCUUGAACCCACUAAACCCCUCUAGACAAGAUUUGAAGCUGGAAUCUGAGUAAAUCCUGUACUGAGCCAGAACAGUAUGGACCUCGCAUCCUGUGGAUAAAGGACUGCUCUCCUCUUGGGCGUUUUAAUUUAAAUGCAGACCUUUUUACGGAUGGAUCGCUGUACGUUGGAGAAACAAGUGUUUGACCUAUAAAAGGAAAAACCGGUAUGGAUGAGCUAAGGGCCUCAGGUUCACCAGAGAAUCGUACCCCGCCCCAGAACCUGCUGGUACCUGAGAUUCACCGCUGCUUCCGUGCUCGUCAUCGUUAGCACAGACAUUUUUCAUCUGUCUUUGUAGGAUUCAUUAAGUGAAACUUAACAGUCACAUUUUCACGUAGCUUUUGAAUCUUUCUCAGCUGUUUGAGCUUCCUUCUCUUUGAACUUUGAGGUUAGUCGUUCAUGCUGAGGUUAACCAGGCCACACGUGCACCAGGCGGAUGCUUGAACUGACUCCUGUCGUGUUGGGUAAAGUUGAACUGCUGACUGCAGUUCUUCACUGAAGUGCCUCCUCCUCACGGACCUGAGUACCUAGUUACUGUAGACCAAUCGAUGCCUUUGACAGUUUCAAAGCCCUUGUUGCUGUGGCUCCUGGACGACCGGUUUCCACUGAAACUGCUGUUACAUCUUAGACUGAUGGAGGACUACACAAACUUGAUAUUUAGAGGCUGCAGCAAGAAAAUAAUAUCUGUAAUGUGCCUAUAGUUGUAACUAGAGAUGGAACACGUCACUGUGAUGCUGUUCCAGAUGUUCAGAUUCAUGCCCACACUCAUAGGCUCAUUUGGUGGGACCUCCUUUCUACCAGUGUGUCAACCCUAAGGAGAAGCCAAACAUCUGAGUGAGCAAAGUCAAACUACUUUUAGAUUUAAAUUCCUGAUGCAUCUGAAAUGUUCAGAAUCCUCCUUGAAACAUGGGAGCGUGAUUUGUAUGUGCAGAAAAGCCUAUGUUGUACUUCGCAGCAUGCUAAUGUUAGCGUGCUAACAGCUGAACAUGCUUAAAUGUGAUGUACCUAGCAACAUGCUAAUGUCAGCGUGCUAACAGCUGAACAUGCUUGCAACGUGUGUGUGUGUGUGUGUGUGUGUGUGUGUGUGUGUGUGUGUGUGUGUGUGUGUGUGUGUGUGUGUGUGUGUGUGUGUGUGUGUGUGUGUGUGUGUGUGUGUGUGUGUGUGUGUGUGUUAGCGUUCAGUGAAAAUGAAAGCUGCUGUAAUGCAUGCCACUUUAGCUCCUUAGUUCCACUGAUGGUGGAAGUUACAGUACAUUGUUUCAGCAAUUAUUGCCAGCGGGUUCCACCUGCCAAGCUAGCUGAUGAUUUCCCAUUUUGGUUCUUACUGAUCCAGAAGAGCCUGAAAAGUUGUACAUGUUUUUGACCAAAUAUUAGAAAUGAACUGAAAUGAAAGUUUUCUGAUUGGUUUGUAGCCACAUCAUGCAGCUCCAUCAGUUCAGCUCAGCAGGUUUCCUUUUCCUUGGUGUGAGCGUCCUUGUCCCAGCAGAUGAUUUUGCUCAUCAUGAUCAUCAUUUGAUUUUUAUUUCUUUCAUGGUCAAUAUUUAAAUUUAUUUUAAAGAAUAACAAAGAACUACUUGAUAAACAAUCAGCAAUUGCUGUAAACUGUACUUUUAGCCUUUAGAAGCUCGAUAACGUGGUAAAUGUAGAUACUCUUUUCUUAAUGACCGUUUGUGUUUGUAGAUUUAUUCAUAUUUGCCAAAAACAUUACUUAUUGUUUAAGAACUUUCUACUUAUGCACCAGCACUUUGACCAGGAUUUUACGAGGACUUUGUAUUAGAUGGAUUUUUCUUUUCUUUUCUUCUAUAAAUUUGAAUUUUCUCAUCUUAUUUUCUUGGCUAAAUUUGGGUAAAUAGAAAUAUGAUAGUUCUGUGUUAAAUAAAACUAAAAAAAUUACCAUUGUGACUUGUCUUUAUGUCUGUAGAGGAGUUGAUGUUAAACUUGUUCUGUACAGCAGAAAUGGAUUUUGUACUUGAGCCAGAAUUAAUUUCAAACAUAAAAUAAAACCAUUUUUUUCAAAA